Otolemur garnettii (small-eared galago) is the source of this 3353-nucleotide messenger RNA. RefSeq names its product zinc finger protein 672 (gene ZNF672). The transcript has 2 exons. Gene Ontology annotation, molecular function: DNA-binding transcription repressor activity, RNA polymerase II-specific. Bases 1372 to 2511 code for a protein of 379 amino acids. The record is from RefSeq and is a predicted model, not a curated record. Gene Ontology annotation, biological process: negative regulation of transcription by RNA polymerase II. Lineage: Eukaryota; Metazoa; Chordata; Mammalia; Primates; Galagidae.
AGACUCUGUCUCAAAAAAAAAAAAAAAAAAAUUGUGAAAGCCAAUUCUUGGAUAUUGCUGCUGACUUUUGAUUGUGUGUGCGUGUGUGGGAGUUAUCUAAAGUUCUGAGUUGCUUUGAUUAAUUCACCAAAUAGGUCUUGAGUUGCUUUCUUAAGUUUGGGCUGUGUAGUGGUAUGGGGUCAUUGUUUAUCAGGUGCUGUCUAAGACCAAAAAAAAAAGAUAUUUUGGGGUUUCUCAAAUACCUUGCCUUGCCCAGGCCCCAGCCCCUUCAGUAACAUUAGGGUCUGAGCCUUCUGUCCAGAAAGCUGUUGCUGCACCUGUCUGUGCUUCAUUAGAUUGUCCUUUCAGCUGAAACCUGGCUGGGUUCACAAUGACGACUCAGGAAGCUUGGGAGUUAGAAGGUGAUGUUGGUGUGGUCUAAGCCCAGGGGGACCUACUCACCUUUCUUGGUUAUUUCUAAUGCAUCCCAGGUGGGGAAUCUACAGUCUAGGGCCAAAAAGCAGGUGGGCAUUCUCUCCUUCCCUCCCAAGCAGUGCUGAUGUCUCCCUUGCUGAACACAAGCUCCCUCUGAAUACAUUCCUGCCUGUUAUCUAGGAUAGCAGUCAGCAUCGUUUUGGGGAACAGGGACUGGUUUUCUGGAAGACAGUUUUUCCACAGAUAGGAGGCAAGGGACAUCAGGGUCUUAUAAGGAGCAGGCAAUCUAGAUCUUCCAAUGCCAAUUUACAGUAGGGUUCAUACUCCUGUGAGAAUGUAAUAUUGCCCUGAUCUGACCGGAGAUAGAGCUCAGGUGGUGAUUCCAGUGAUGGGAAGCUGCUGUAAAUGCAGAUGAAGCUUCCCUCACUCUCGCCACUCACUUCCUGCUAUGCUCCUGGUUCUUAACAGGCCACAGCCUGAAACUGGUCUGCACAGGGUAUUGGGAACCCCAGCUGUAGACGCCUGCGGUCUGUUCCCCCACCCCAGCCCUUCCAGGUAGUACACCCUCUAUUCCUGGGAUUCCUAUGGCUUUGCUUCUUUUUAGAGGGGGGAAUUGGGAAAUCGACCACUUGAGGAAAUUACAAGAAACAGCGAGUUCACCUUCCUGUCCCCAUUUUCUUUAAGACUGAGCUGCUGCAGGUGUUGCUGGGGGCUAACAGACCUUCUCCCUACAGGCUCAUGGGGCAGAGUGAAUUCGAUCACUGCCCACCUAUGGAACGGCUGUAACAUCUGCCCAUGAAGGAAGGAAUUCUACAAGUUACAGAGCACUUUUCGAGGCCUCUCCCUUUUCUGUUACCUCUCCUUUUGCAAGCCCUAAGAAAACUAAUACUUAGCCACAGCAUGAGGCAGCGAGCCCCAUGGUGUGAGUGGUACACUUCCAUGUGAGCCGUGCUCACCAUGUUCGCAGGGACGGGAUCAGCUGCGCCUGGAAGGCCUUACACGUGCAGUGAGUGCGGCAAGAGUUUCCGCUAUAGCUCGGUGCUGCUGCGGCACGAGCGCACCCACCGCAGCAGCGGCUUCCCCUGCCUGGAGUGCGGGGCGAGCUGCGCACGGGCCACCGACCUCUGGGCGCACAGGUGCACACACCCUGGCCAAACCCUCUACGUUUGCAGCGAGUGUGGCCAGAGCUUCCGCCACAGCGGCCGCCUGGACCUCCACUUGACCACUCACUGGCGAGGUCGUACCUGCCUCUGCCGCCUUUGCGGCCGCCGUUUCACCCACCUCCCAACUGGGCGGUGGAGUCACACUCGCGUCCACCUGGCCCAGAGCCCGGUGUCCCAGGGCCCCUGUGACCCCAACACGCACCAGUGUGGCGUGUGCGGCAAGAGCUUCAGCAAGAACUCCACGCUAACACGACACCUGCAGACGCACUCUGGGGAGAAACCUUUUAGGUGUCCUGAAUGCGGCAAGGGCUUCUUGGAGAGUGCCACACUGGUGCGCCAUCAGCGAACACACACGGGUGAGAAGCCCUAUGCUUGUGGGGACUGCGGGCGCUGCUUCAGUGAGAGCUCCACGCUGCUGCGCCAUCGGCGUAGCCACCAGGGCACAAGGCCACACGCAUGCGCCACCUGUGGCAAGUGCUUCGGGCAGCGAUCUGACCUGGUAGUGCACCAGCGGAUCCACACGGGCGAGAGGCCUUUCCCGUGCCCGGACUGCGGCCGCUGCUUUAGCGACCGCUCAGACCUCACUAAGCAUCGGCGCACACACACGGGUGAGAGGCCUUACCGCUGCGAGCUGUGUGGCAAACAAUUCACUUGUGUGUCCAACCUCAACGUGCACCGGCGAAACCACACUGGCCACAAGCCGCACAAAUGCCCUGAGUGUGGCAAAGCCUUCAGCGUAGCCUCCAAGCUUGCACUGCAUCGCAAGACGCACCUGGGUGAGCGCCCAGCAGAGUGCGCUGAGUGCGGCAAAUGCUUUAGCCACAGCCGCUCGUUGUCGCAACACCAGCGGACCCACGCACGCACCCGCACUGCCGCAGCCACCACCCUGGCUGUCGUGGGGCCAGCAGGACAGGGCUCUUCAUGUCCCAGUUGAGAGAGACUUGCUAAGAGGCUCUUCUGGAGGUGGUCAGGUGAACACCAACAUCACAUCACACCAACCGCGCAGUGCCUGGUGGCUGCCUUCUCACCUUCCGGUGCAGCCCUUCACCUGCCCUGCCUCUCUACCAGCCUUGUCAAGUCUUUCCCCCACCUUAGUCCUCAUACUGUAGUGUAGGUACAGGGAACUGGGGAUACCUCUCAGACCCUGCGUGUGAGAGAGCCUAGAUGUUGGCAUAUCCCAUUGCUGUGACUCUGCUCUGCCAUUUUCUUCCCUGUUUCUCUGCCUAUGUUCUGUCUUCUCUGGUCUCAUCUCCUUAUUGUAACCUGUAUCUCCUCUGCUACUCCUUCCCUGGUCCCUUUGCUGUCGUGUCACAUGUCACUGGCCCUGUAGUCUUGCCUCUUGAUUCCACCUGUUAAUCUCUCUAAUGUUUUUCCCCUCUGCUUCCAAGAAGGAAGGUGUAGAGGUGGGAAAUUUGCAGUCAGAGAAGGAUGUGUCCAUGCUGGGAGCUGCCUGCUCUCUAGCAGAGGUGGCCUAGCUGGUGAAGGAGAGGGCCAGGGCCCUCUGCAUGGCCACUUACCUGUCCCCAGGGCAGAUCAAGGUAUCUCUCAGGACAGUGUUCUCCAACCAGGUUGGGGACAUUUGCCCUGAUACCUAGGCCAGACCAUAUGUCCAUGGAGAUAGGUGCUAUCAAGUAGGGCAUCAGAAUGUUUCUAAGUCUGGCUUGGAACUCUGGGGAACACCCACAUGAGGAAUGUGAAGAAUGGCAAGUCCCCCUGGAACUGGCCAACAGCUUUUUGCUUAUGGCUCCUGAAAUAAAGAGUGGUUUGGGUUCUGGA